Messenger RNA from Alternaria arborescens, 1002 nucleotides. RefSeq lists its product as hypothetical. The transcript is spliced from 2 exons. Lineage: Eukaryota; Fungi; Ascomycota; Dothideomycetes; Pleosporales; Pleosporaceae. The record is from RefSeq and is a predicted model, not a curated record. Gene Ontology annotation, biological process: protein deubiquitination. Gene Ontology annotation, molecular function: cysteine-type deubiquitinase activity. Bases 1 to 1002 code for a protein of 333 amino acids.
AUGUCCAGUACUACUAUAUCGCCGAACAAGAAAAUUCCUAGUAUAGACGAAUUGCCUGAAAAGGAGUUGACUCAGCUCAAGAAGAAACUCGAGGAAAAAGAGAAGAAAAACCCAGGAAGUACGUUGACAGACUGUCCCGCUUGCGCAGUGAAGGCUUUAGCGCAGUUCUACUGGGGUAUCCAAAAUCCCAAUGCUGGUGGUGUACCUGAUAGUCUACCCUUCAACAAUGCAGAGCUAGACAGAGUUCACCAAGUUGACAACAUGCUGCGGCAAUUUACACCAGGAGCAGACACUGGGGCAGGGAACGCACAAGAGGACCCAGAGGAGAUGCAAACGCGACUAUUAACAGCAUGUCUCGAGUCUGUUAAUCACCAUCUCAAUGAAAACACGGCCUGGAAAGCUCGCUACGAAGCCCUGUUCAUACUGCAACAAGAGUGCUUCUGGAAUUGUCCAUGCGGUUCUCAGCAGGUUCCCCCAAACAAUCCCGCCCCCGACAGUAUCGGUUUCAACAACAUCCCGAUUCUCUCUAACGGCACACCAGACAGCCUUGAAGAAGCUAUGAGACGAGAGUUCGAACCAAUUCCACUCAAUACCUUCCACUGUCACAUCUGUAACAGCACGCAGCAACGAAUGCAGUCUACACGUAUUGAAGGAUCACCAGAAUAUCUCCGCAUCAAACUCAGUAUCGUCAACAGCGACGGUACACCGAACUUGAAUCCUGUGAAUCUUCCCGAGGUUCUGAAUUUGUCUGAAUACCAAGCUGUUGGUGACGACCCACCGCCUCUCAUGUAUCGAUUAAGCAGUGUACUUGCUCACGGCGGUACACACAAUGCAGGUCACUGGGUUGCGAGCGUACGUGGCCCUCAGAAUGUCUUCUAUAUCAACGAUCAUUCGGUCGAUCAGCGAAGUUUAUUAGAAUUGAGGGCGAAUCCCCAAGUUUAUGGGGGUACUGGAAUGCACGCUGUCGUUCUGAUGUAUAAACGCUUUGAGAAGAAGCUCUAG